AUGACCCAUGUCAGUAAGCUCUUCUAUCAACUCUCCAAUGACAAGUAACUGUCAGCCAGAUCUUGUCAAUGCAGCAUACACAGCAGAUUCAUCCAGUAAAAAGGACUAAAAUGUGUCAGAAGUAGCCAGUAAGGUGAAGAUCUGCCACUUUCAAUAACUUUGAAAAUGAAUUUAGUCACUAAUUAUUUUCAUGUUUAUUUAACGAGCCAUUUGGUACAAUUUUAGAAUGUCCUAAGACUCUAAGUCCCUUGUUAUUCAAAUGGAAUUUAAAUACAGACAAACCGUCUAAAGAGAAUGCACUUUAAAACCAUCAUAGUCUGCAGGAGAACCAUGCCAAUUUGGUUUCCUGACUGUGACUAACAUUAGCAGAGUUAGCACCACCAGCUAAUGGGUCGCUACACACUGGCACUGGUUACAUGCUACUCCAGUCAAAACAUCAGUUUAACAGAAAAUCAAAAUACUGUCAAUCUGUGCCAUGCUAUGAGAUGUCAAUGUAACAUUUCAGCAUUAUGGCAAAAGAUAUUAACUAGAGAUAAAGCCUGGCCUGUGUCAGCUUGGAUCAACAUUUUGGACCUGUAGGAAAAAAGAAAAAGACAAUUCUCAAUCAUGUAGUUAGCUAAACGCACACAUCUGUAGUCUGAAUUUAACAUCUUAUAGGUAAACGUGUUCAUAACAGUUUCCAUGAGCAAAACUUUACUCAUAAAAGUAUCCUGACUGAUGCAUUCAAUUUCUGUUCUUUUGUUGAAGACAGAUGAAAACAAAACAUCUAACUUUUGCAAAUUUUAACAAGUGAAUUCUUGGCAUUUGUGUAUUUCUAGAGUGCUUAACGGACAGUGAAAAUUGUUGCUUUGAUAAAAGAACGUCUGGGAAAGUAAUUUGCCUAUUAGUUUGAGAUUUGGCAAUCAUUUCUGGAACAUAUUUUAAAAAAAUAUCCAAUACCAGAACUGUGAAACAUUUUUACAAAGCUUUUUUUUCUGUGGUAAGAAAGGCCAUCUGGCUUAUUUUGAUGGUAAUUGCUUACUUAUAGAUCAAGUUUAAGUUGGAUUUGUUUGCUAACAUAGCAGAAAUAUGAUGUGUAAUCUCAAUUGUGUGCAUGCUUAUUUAUUUAUUGGUUGAAUGAUUAUGAAUGCUAGUUUUGUCAAUGAUUUAUAUACACAGUUACUUUAAAAUUACAAAAAAAAACAGAGGUAAAGAGAAUGUGCAGGUAAGGAAAGUCCCUAAACUCAUUAUUACCUGCCACCAAGUAAAACCUACUGCAUUAUCUUGUGAAGCAAGGCUUUCAAGCCAUUACUGAAAAGGCUUUCUCUGACUUUUGGCUCCUCUGGCUUGUAAAACAUAGAAAAAUAUAUCCCAAAGAUUCAAACACAGAAGUUAAAAUUUACAGAGGAAUUCAACUAUGAGAGCAAAUAAAGCGAAAAUUUAAACCUUGUGAGAAAGUAUAAUUUUCUCACACAAAACUAAGAGAACACACACCUUUAAAAAACAGCUAUAAGUUACCUCGUAUCCUCUCGAGAUGACAUACCAGCCAUAACAUACUAUAUUUGGUAUCAAUCAUGAAUUUGUCUGGCGUGUCACUCAAAGAAAUCUCCAAUUCUCCUCAUGCAGCAUCCUCUGGAAGAAGAUCCACAAUGCAAGGUUUGUUUACCACAAAUCGGCACAUCACAAGCAUUGGUACUGUUCGAUCAUCCCGGAGCAUGGUUCGACUGUGGGCUUCUGGAGGAGGCAUCACUUCAGGACUGUGGCUGGACUCGACAUUCAGUUGGUGUUGAGAGAACCUUGGCACAUCAGCCAUCGCACAGGGCUGCUCAUGCAGAUUGAGCAGAUCCUCAGGUGAGGGAUGGAGCCAGGCAAAACCAGAACAGUAUUUUCUUUCAUUUGUUUUAGAUUUCUCAGGGAAUCUUUUAAGAAAAGGACAUUGCUGUGCUGUUUUUAGUGAUUCAAAAACAGGAGGUGUGAUGACAGUACUUACUGUGCUGUUAUCAGCUCGUUGCUCUCUGUAAAGUAUGUUUAGGUGUUUACAAUCAGAGGCAGCUCUGUCAGGUAUCAUGGGAGCCCCUUCAUCGUUAGCGGUUAGCAAAUAGCAAAACUUGAGAGAUCCACACUUGCUGUCAAAAGAGUUCAAGGGUAGAAACGAGAGGACAGUUCAAGCCGCUGGCAAUCAAAAACAGGGCUCGGUUUGUUUUUCAUAUCGCACUUGAUGACACUUUCUUAUUAAAGGUGAGAGCAGAGGUCUCUGUCUGAACAGCAUGUCCGCUCAGGGGGAUGCCAGCACACGGGGGAGCGCUCCCCUCGCUGCCUCCGCUGCGGUUUCUGCUGUGUUUUUAUAACCUCUGAUUAGAGGCUGUGCAGCACUCAAUUUUGAGUUCUGUGGCAGUCGCUCUGUUACAAAGGGGAAGUAGAAAUAAUUGUCUUCCGAGCAGAGGCUGUCUGAAUUGUUGAAAUAAAUUACUUAGCCUCCCAAACUUCGCAUCCACACCACACACACAAACAUGCUUCCUCUUCCUCCCUCCUCCCACCGGCUCAGACAAUUCCCCAGUGGGGGUUUGUCUGUUAGAGACACUGAGGAUCUUGCAAUUUACCUUGGUAAUAAUCAUUUCAGAAGACAUCACACAGACAUACAGACAAUGCAGAGUGAAGUCCCCUGGGUCAUCCGGGGCCCUGUGGGCUGCUCCAGUUUUUAGCUUUGUUCCUCCACUUAAUUGAUAUUGGAUGGUGCCUCAGCAAGACACCGCCUGCAUCACAGUAGGGGCAGCCUUGGAUCACAGCUUAGACAGAACUGGAUCAAGAGAUUAAUCACGAGAAAUGCAGUUUUAUUUUAUCCACUGCAUGCAUUCAUUAGCUGAAACUGAAGUGAUAAUAUUUUCAGGCUGCUGUCAAAGAAAACAUAACAGCCGCUAAAGCAAGAGUCAUCGUUACCCAACACUGAUGAUGACUCUGUAUUGUACUUCCCCUUCAAAUAAAUGUGAAGAUUUUAUGAAUCCACGUGACUUUAAAGAAAUGCAAGAUAUUCUCUGCACAAUACUAUUCCCUCAUUUGUGUUUAAAAAAACUUCCUGAAUUUGUGAGCUUCACUUUUGAGGUCUUGAUUUGAGGUCUGUGGCCCUAAAUCCUUCACCACACCCACAAUCGUAGAGAUCAGGAUAUUUUAGUUUCUCGCUUGGGGGAAUACUACUCUAGGAAAACGUAGUUUUUGAAACUAAAUUGAAAAAGAUUUAAAUGGACUUUAACUCUCAUAACUUAAGUAACAACAAUGAAUAGAUUCUCUGGUCUUGAAAACACCCUCAUAAGAAAAGAGCAAACAUUACUGAAGUUUCUUGACCUUUUUAUACUCGGCGCUGAUUGCCAGUCAGGCACAGGUGGGUUUGAUUAGCUAGUGUAGUAAGGCUUAAAGGAGAAGAGGGAGAAAACAAGACCAACCCCCCCACCCCCACGGUAUGAAGCAACAGUGUGUGAUGAAGAAAUAUAGGGUUGCUGUUACAUCCCUCCUUUUUAUGUAAAUAUUAAAUUUCUAGUAUCUUCAUUCACUUCCUUUACAGUGUGUCCAUCAGAGACAGAUUUUACUUCAUCCUUACAGCACUACCGCCUUGAAGCGGGCGUUCAAUGUUAUACAAGUAUUCUCAAAACCCUUAAAUUUAACCUGGAGAAUCUUGAGGUUACCCAAUUAAAAGUAACAAGCCUCUUCAUGUCUGCUGUGUUUGUGUGAAUCAUUAGCCCAGCUCUCACCCUUUCUACACUACGAAUAAACGACUUUAAUUUCACUGCAAACAUUUGACAUGCUUUCCUCUGAUCUUGCAUUGUGUUUAUCUUGCCCCAGAAAACUUCAUGUCACCUUUGAGUUGACGGUCUCUACUAAGUCAAGGCAGGAGGACACAUAUGAGCCGCGCUGUUCCCACGUCGGUGAGACUUUUGUGACUCUGCUCUGGGAUGGAGCGGGCCGUUUGCCCGACUACCAGGAGAUUUCAACCCUUCAACUGCACGGCGUCAAGAGGGUGGCCCUCAACUGCCCUGGCUUAAAGGCGUAAGACAGCUUUCUCCACUCCUCUUCUCUAUGACUUUGUUUUCCAUUUAACUGACUAUCUACUUUGCUUUGCUCUGUCAGACCUGGCUUGAGGUCCUGCAUGGAGGAAAUAGACAUGCAUGCUCUGGUUCAAAGUGCGCAGGUCAUCGGUAAAGAUCAACUGGUUGAACUGAAGCUGCUGCAACCUGGCAUUAUCAUUGGAGUCCGGAAGGUUUUUCUCACGUUUUUGUUCCCCAGUUUCCUGCCGAAGGGCUACUUUUGGCGUAAAAUGAUACAUUUAUGAGGAGAAUUUGGUCAGAUUUUGAAACCAUACCUUUCAUUUAGGACCAAUGCUCUGUCGCCUUCAUCAUGUUCACCCUCCACUUCCACAUGCUGGAGGACAGAAGCAUCUGGAAAUAUUUUGGCUGGUAGGUUGCACUUGAAUGACUCCUUUUUUUUUUUUUUCACAUUCACAUGCUCACACGGCGUGCAGUGUAUCACCAUCAGAUGGUUAGGGCUCAAAUUCAAAGGGUGCGAUAACUGACAGGAUUCAUUUGAUGCCCCGCGAUGUGAUGCACAGCAAGGGAGGAGAUUUGAAGCGCCGGCAUCACUGACACCCGAUUUUCACCCUCAUAGAGGAUAUUGUUACUGCUUUACGUGUUUAUAUAUAGAACCCUCCAGUUGUCAUGUGUGAGGAGCUGUUACAGCAGCGAUUUUGUUAAUCAUCUUCCAUCAGGACAAAACCAAUGCAGGUGCUAAUUAUAAGCAGGCGAAUUCACUCAUUAGCAGAAGCUUAAACCCAGAGAGAAUAAUUAUUGGGGGAAAUUGCCUCUGAAGAGUUUGGUUUGAACUAAUUUGAUUAAAAACUAGUGAGCUAGAUAAGAGGUUCCCAACCUUGGGCGGGGGUCCCUGAAAGGCCCCCUAAAUUAGAAGUGAAACAGAAGUUAUGUACUUCCUUUUUUUCAUAGUGCCAAUUAUUAAAUCUCCAAAAAUCUUGGAGUCAAAACAUUGAGAAGAAGAAAUCUAAGACAUGGCAAGAAAGCUACUUUUAUCCUCUGUUAAAAAAAAUCCAUUGGUUUAAACAGCUAACUAAAACUUAACACAGCAAAGAAUGAAAACAAGAGCAACUAUAAAAAAGAACAACAAGAAGCAACAAAGAUAAAAAAAAAUGAGAACAAUGAGAACAAAGACUCACACAGAGUGACCAAGCAAGAAUGGGUAGCCUUAUGAAACACACACAAAAACAGUACCGUAGUACAAAACAAUUUUAAGAGCAAAAUGAGUCACCCCAACCCCUACCUACUUGACAAGAUGUCUGACUUACCUAACUAGUCUUCAGUGGCUUGCCGAGCUCGAGGCACCACCUAAGUGUGCCCCCUCCUCAGGAUUACCACCAAAAGUAAGAAAGGCAAAAUAAAAAAGCGGCAAGCUCUUCCCUGCCCGGCGACUAAAUAAUCAGGGUGCUCAGAAGUUACAAAUAAAAGCAACUACUAAUGAUAGUGACAGAAACAGAAGACUAACAAACCCAAACUAUGGUCACUAGUUACGAAAGGAAAAAAAAAAACAAAAAAACAAAACUUAAAGAAAAACCUCAUGGGGCCGCUGUGGGCCACAUUACAUAUACUGUUAGUCCAUUUGAUGUCACACAAAAGUUGGUUGUCCCUAAGCAACUGAUUAUAUUGCUAUGCUAGAUGCUGUGGAGGUCUGCUCUGAAGCCUGAACCUUCACUUAGAGUGGCCAUAGCCCCCUCUGCUGGGUUCUUUUGAGAGUGCACUGUUAUGUCAGCAUAUUAUGGUAAAAGUCCAUCUGCAUUUAAAAAAACAAACAAACUCUAAAGUGUCUUAUUUAUCACAUACUUUUUCUGUUUCAGUUUGACCUUUUUUACUUAUAUUUUCUUUCCUCAGGCCCCCCAAGAUGAUGACUAAAGCCCCUUUUGAUGACACAGACCCUGAGUACGGCCUCCAUGGCUACCAUCUGCACAUUGUUCUCCACAACACUGAAUGCAAGAUCAUGUCCAGGAGCUUCCCCCGGCUCUUCUACUGGAGAAGUAAUUAAUUUACAGCCACGUUCACUGAGUCACAGAGUUAGAUGAUGCUGAUAAUAUUCACUGUCUGUACUGCUGUAGGCCAUAUGGGGUUUAAAGAGUGUACAUUGUCAUAUAAAAAUAAAUCUUUUGAAUUUUCAGUGGUGACACAAAGGCAAGAAUUAGUUUACUCUGCCAUGUCACAUUUCAUUCUGUCUGAUUUUGCUGAACACUUCAAGGCCUUGCAUCCUCAAAAUUUGGGACAGUUUGAUUACCUCUGCCAGGAUAUCUCACUCUAAAAUACUUUAAAACUAACUUGUUGUUACCUGUUUGUUUUGACUUUGCACAGCCCAGAUCAACGAGGGUCUGAUCCAGCUGAGUGUCAUUGGCAGGGGAAAGCUGUGGACACACACACCUCUAUCAGGAAGCAUCACCCUGCCCUGGAGGUGUGAGGCCCUGCAGGGCACAGUGGAGGUACGACAUGAGCUGUAAUGUCUCUGGCUAUAUUUUGAACAAAAUCCAGAGUACCUGAAGUUCUGAGGAUAAAGAUGCUACAUUUUAUUUACUUGAAAGUCAGUCUCUCUUCAUAUUUUCUCUGAAUUGCUGCAUCAUGUCGCUAACUCUGCUGGACGGGUUCAGGCACCUUUUCUGGUGUGUUUCUGAAUAAUUGUGGGUAGUCUCAACAAUUCAUUAAAGCGCCUGUCAAAAAGAAAAAUUUCUUCCUGGAGUUUUUUUGUUGAAAAGCACUUGAGCUUCUACUACAGAUAAUACAGUCAUGACGUUUGUGUUUUAUACAUGCAAUCUGCUUUUUUAAGCAUCCCUGUGCAGAUCACAGUCGACCUCUUUCACUGAAGGUAGAAUACAAACUGAAUGUGUUAUAUGAGCUCAGAGGUGAUCUAGGUUUGUCAUUCUCUCUGACCUUACACAACGUUUUCUUUCCACUCUGACUUUAAGUGACUGUUUUCAUCGGAGGUCACCUUGUACGUGCACACAGUUUGAAAGAUGUUAUCUUUUCAUAUAACACCUUGAAGAGACUCAGUAGUACUGCUGACACCCCUCAUUUUCCUGCUUUAAUUAUUCAGUUUGCUUUCUUUCACCUGAAUUUCCAAGUUUCUGGAUUAUAACUUAUAAUUCUUUGUUGCCAAAGUAAUAUCUUAAAAGUAAUAUCUAUCUUUGAAUUUUGUUUUAAUAUGUUCAUACUUUCUUUAAUUGUCUAACCUCAAACAUAAAGACAGUUAACUCAUCUUUUGCACUUAUCAACUAAAUACUUUAAAACGUUCCCCAUUACUUUUGCAUGAUUCACACACACUUUUGUCCCUUUCCUCAUGGCAUUUACACUUGAACACACUCACAUUACCCCAAUUGGAUUCACAGCCAUCAUGCAAUUACUAUCACAAAUUAAAUUUGAAAGUAACGUCCACACCCUGGGCAAGCCUUGCACAAGCGAUAGAAUUAGUGUGGAUGCAAUAGUUGGAUACAGUUGCUGUGCAGCUGAUGGGCCAGCUCUGCUGAUGGCAAUAAAUAAGCCAAACCUCAGGGUAAUAGGAUUUCAGGGGCUUCCUUCUCUUCUCUGUCUCUGGGGGACAUCAUCACCUUGAAAAAGAUGCUUAUUUUUCCAAACACAUCACCGACUGGAUUGGCACUGGAUCCAAAAAUUAAUUUGGGGAAAUGAGCCAGAGGGACAAAGUGAAGAGUAACAGUAUGUGUGAUGAAUUGUUCUUUGUCAAAACUUCAUGAUUAAAUUAAGACCCCAAAGCUCCUCAGGGGAGGGAGACGGUGUCUGAAUCAUAAGGAGUCCAUGUGUUGACACGUUCCUGAUGGGCCUUGAGCUUUCCAACUCCAUCCAUAUAUAACAGCGCUGUUGAAUGGCUCGGUGGCUUCUGUUGAAUGGCUUUAUGGAUAAAAAUUGCUGCACUCUGAGUGUUGACUUGGCUUUUGAAUACACUGACAAAUCACUUACUGCUGGCUAUUAUUCUGACUGGACGACGUGUACCAUACCGCGUACACAUGUUGCAACACAUUUCUAUUAAAGUGACCUUCAUACAACUGUUUGCUGUCAUGUCAGCUGCUGCAAACUGCCAAUCCUUCAUGUUUCCUUAAAUUGGAAAAAAAAAAAAAACUACCCGGCGAGGGUAUUAUUGGCGACUUAAUGGACUCACAGAACAUUUCACCUUUAAUUCAUUGUUUAGGUCCAAACAAGGAGUAUGGAUUUGAAGGGGCAAGGGCUAAAGACUGAAAUAUUUAGACCAGAAAUUCCAGAUAUCUUGAUGCACAUGUGUUUGUUUUUAGUGUAGUUUCAUAGAUCCUCCUCCUCCUCACCUUUAAGUCCCUCUACGACCUGGCCCCCCCUACCUGUCUGACCUCAUUGUCCGCCACACCCCGAACCUCCCCCUCCGCUCAGCUGAUGCAAACCUCCCCUCACCCCCAGCCAAAAUCAAGCACCGUACCCUGGGGGACCGGGCCUUCAGCGUCUCUGCCCCCACCCUCUGGAACGCCGUCCCUAAACACAUCCGUGAAUGCCCGGACCUCAUCAUCUUCAAAUCUGCCCUCAAAACCCACCUUUUCACACUCGCUUUUAUUACCUAAACCCCCCGACUCACCAUUAUCCCACCUCUCACAUCUGCCCCUCCCACCUGUAUUCUUUUAUUCUUUUUAUUCAAUUUUAUCUUGUUUUUAGCUUGUUAUUAUUAAUCUUUGCCUCACUCUAUUUUUGUAGUGUCUUUGAGCUCCUGUAAAAGCGCUAUACAAAUGAAAUGUAUUAUUAUUAUAAAUAUGAACUUAUAUAGCUUUCAUAAAGAGAUUUUGUUCAAUUUAGACCAGAAAUUCAGAUAUCUUUAUAUAAAAGCAUGCACAUGUGCUUGUUUUUAGUGUAGUUUCAUAUAGCCAGUUGUCCAGUAGAUGGCUCUCUUUAGUAAACAAUGAGUGUCAACAGCUCACUGGUUUACAUUUUCCUUAUCCUUCAGUCAGAUCACGCACUAAAAUAUGUAUAAAUCCUGUUUUAUCUGCAGAAUAUGAAUGCCUUUUCUAUUAAUGAUUCCUGCACUACACUUAAAAUAAUUCACACUCUCUCUCUUAAAGAAAAACCCCAAAACAUUUCUUAUGUCCUAGUUUGUUGCAAAGUAAUUACAAAACUCUGUGUUAAUCAAAAUUCAAGAUUUCAUCAUCAAAUAAAAAGCAAGAAUGAAUCCACAGCCAAACCACUGAAAGGGCAAAUUUAGUGGCAAAAAGCUUCAUUACACUCAUUUUUCUUAGUUUCCUCACAGGCUAAUCUUGGAAGAAAAUUGCUUCCAUUUUUAGCUCCUAAUUCUCUCCCUUGUGAGUGACCAGCUGGGUCCGCAAACUAUUCAGCCUCAGAAGCCAAUGACACAGUCCUUAUUUAGCCCUCUCAUUGGAGGACAACAGGCAGCUAAUGAAGAGCACCAGGAGGAAGCUGGAUUACAUUUAACAUACGUGGAUUUUGACUGUCUAUAAAGACACUGGACUCUAUUUACAUCUCCCAAAAGACUGGGAGAUAAUCAUAGUCUUUAUCCCCACUGAAGAGGGCAAAGCCUCCUCUUUUUCUAACCCCCAACUGACCACAGUUGUUAUCCUUUUGGGUGAGUGCUGUGUGCUGAGGGAGUUAAUUAUGCCUGUAAUUAUCAGAAAAAGUACCAGCCAUGACACCAAAGUCAGAAAUUGCUUUUGGAAGCUGUGAAAUUAAUGAAAAUGGGUUUUUCUUAAUGCCAUAUCAUAACAGAUGGUCAGGCGUUUACAAUGCUGACAGAGACCCUCCUACUGUACCACUGACAUUCAGUAACCUGAUAGCAGGAGAAAGCUCCCACAGCCAACUGUAUCAUAAUAGGCCCAUGAUGCCCAGCAAGAUGCCCAGUUUAUUCUUCUCUUUAAAUGCUGCAUCAACACCAGACAGGUGUGGAGAAAUGCACUUAUAUCAAAGCUGUGGCCGCAGGAGUUCAACAGGGGUACUGCUUCUGUUGUAUUUUUCAGAGCUGCUUCAGUCUGCAGAGAUAUACUGUAAAAUGUGUUGAAAAUGUCCUGAUAUCCCAGUAGUGCCGACCACAUGCAGCUCUCUGUGUAGUUGCAGGGCAGAAGGUUAUAUACAUAAGUUCCAGUCUUCAGUGAGCUUGUGGCACAGAUUGUAUCGAUGUUCAAAGAUGAUGGCACUAAAAAAAAGUUGGUCUACCUCACUAAAAAAAAAAAAUCCGACGUCUUCUGCGGAUCUAAACGAUUUCUGCCGACUUUGUAGAGUCAACUGCAGAAUUAACGGCAUUCUGAAUGAACGGGGCUUUAAAAAGUCCUGCAGCAUGUGUUAGACGUCACAUCUACACAUGGACCAAUCAGGGGCUGCCUUUCCCUGUUGUCCGGGUAACAGUAGAAACACGGUCUCUGAUUGGCCCGGUUAUUUUCUGAUCGGGAAUACACGCUCUCUAUGGGCCGAAGUCCAGACUGUUGUGGGAAGGAACGUCAAGUGAUUCACGCAACAGGAUGGCCCGGCCAGGCUAAGAAUAACUGAGUUCCGUGUCGGAAAUUCAUCUGGAACGACCCCCUGAAGUUGGAUUUCUGACUCGGAAAGUCAGACGAUCCUCACCAACCGCGGCUUGACGACAAUGUCAUAAUGCAAGAUGGCAGCACAGUGCAUAAACAGUAAAGAGUAACAGUGAAAGCUCUUGUAAUGUAUUAUUUAUCAGCACUUCUGUUCUGUUUUUGUAAAAUUAAAUACGUGGUAUAUGUUUUACUGCCCAACGUCUAACUGUGAACACGGUGCUACGGUGUUUGUAAGAGUAAAAUACAUUAACAACCGCUGACAAUUGUAAACAACAGCUAACAAAAGAAACUGUGGACAUCCAUCUUGGUCGACUAACUGGAAUGCCGUCAACUUGGGUGUUACGUCAUUCCCAGCUCCGACAUCCAAUUUCCGAGAUAACUGAAAUGCAGCAUUAUUGUCAUCUUUUGUAAUUAGUUAAUUAUUAGAACUUUAUUAACCUUAUUUGUUGGUAUAUGGCUUUCUACAACUACGCUCGUUAACUGCUUAGUUUUUUAUUGUGCUCUCUAAGGCCUCUCUGCCGCUCUACACAUAAUUUAUAACUUUCAUAACUGCACUCUAAAUAUUAUUUGUGUCCAAAAACAAAUUACUCACCACUAUUCAUUUCUCACCUCCUUACAGAGGUUACUCACUGUGUGCUGGAGAGUGCGAGGAGUGGCAUGAGUCAGCAUAUUAUCCACUACUGUAGAGGAACUGCUUUUCACUUGGAUGACUAGUUUGUAUUACCCUCACAGUAACAUCCUGUGACUGUCUGGUCUCAGAGCAGAUGUUUGGUAGGCAGGUGAACUUCAAACUGCGGUCUGAUCCUGCAGUCUUCCACUCCAGUUUCAAACAGGAUGGCCUGGUUUUUGAAGAACAAAGCUGAAUUUCUGGGUUUAUUUUAAAAGUCCAUCCCUGACAUUUUGUGCCUUUUUUCAGGCCAGAGUUUUUUGGGUAAGAAUUAAGCUGGUGAUAGUAUCCUGUCCGUUUAGCUUAAAAUAAUGUCUAAAAAACGAGAAGACUGUUGCCAAAAUGUAAGUCCAGUUAAAGUUAUCUUUUAAACCUAGAAAUAAAUGAAAGUAAACUAACUAUGUCAUUCUGAUGGCAAACUGUUGCUUAUCUCAUAUCCCUAAACAGUGUCAAGACUGUGACAUUAAGCCAAAUAAACAUGUUUUCUUCCAAACUUAAGCAAAAUGUCACAUCCAGCACAUUCUGUGGGAUGCUAAAAUCAGGCAGGCUUCCCAGAAAAGAGUCUGGGCUUUGCUUGAACAGAGUUCUUGGAACAAUUGGUUUUAGUGCAAAGGUCUGUGCCUGAGGCGAACGCUAUUGAUCUGAGCCACUAUUAAGAGGAAUAGACAGAGAGAGGAAGCAAAGCAGAGAGGCAGGAUUUCUAGGCACACAAAGGAAGCCUCUGUCAUGAUGUUUGGAUGCAUAGGUAAAAGGGGACUAACAGCUGUAGUUUGCUUUAUAUUUUGGUUAUAUUUCUGGUCAAUUACAACCAAUCUUGCAUUGUUUGUUUUCGCUCUUAACUCCCAACAAGGCUUUACGUUAUUAAAAACCCUGUGGUUUGCUGUAUCCAUGUCACAGCAUGUUGUUCCUUAGACUUUUGACACGGGGAGUCUCCUUGGGGACUAUUACUCACUGCUCAUGACAGGCUUGUUGCUGGGAAGUGCCACAUUGAGGUCUUCAUUACCAGAUGACAGUUAUGCCUCAAUGAAAAAUCAAACAGUAUUUGGGUUCAUACAGGAUAACUGCAGAUGCUCUCAGGUUUGGCAGUCUGUUUCAAGUCUAAAAUGUAAUGCAGGAUCUGACCACCCAGAUUAAGAAAUGUAAAAAACAAAACAAAACAAAAAAACGUACUAUUAUCUCAUCUAUUGCAUGCAUUUUCAGGGCCAGCCCUCUGUUAGGAUGUGAUUGCAGUUUAAUCACAUCUCUGUUGUGAGGCCGCCUGCAUGUGACACCCAUUAAAGAUGAUGGCCGUCAUUGUGCAGGGAAAACAUUUCCACAUACUUGCACCUGUCGCUAAAGCAAAUUAAGACUGAUAUGUGGGCAGUCUGCCACAUUGAUACUCGGGCCUUUCCCUCGGACACCUGCCAAAUCAUCUAAAUGUGGCUGAGUCAUAACAGUGUCUUAAACUUAUAGGAAUGCAAUGAACCACGAUGGAUGCAAGCUUUUAUCAAUAUCAGGUUUUGAUGAAAUUUCACUUUAUCUUGUUUUCAUCAGUUUAUCUCCUAUUUUUCUCCAUCUGUCUCUUUGUUUUAUGGUACAACAAAGAUCUGGUUCCUGGGGAUGUAUUAAAAAUUUAGGAUUCAUUCCUCCAGUUGCUAUGGUGAUAACCCUUGACUGAAUAUCUCUGACCCUACUGGACAUUGGUUGAAGCAUACGGAGGCUAACCUUUGGACCUCUGUUAUCUUAAAAACAGACAUGCAUAGAAUUUUACAUUUUGCUAACCAGGUGAACGAGGAAAGAUGCAGUUUUGUUAAACACAUCAAAGAGAGUGCAACUUCAGUCUGAAAGGAAAGAAAAUUGGUCGGUGUAUCACUUCAGUCUUUUGCUGCAAGUCUGAUUGUGACUAAUUGUGCUCUAUACUGAUACCCUUUAGUAAUCGAGUACUUGUUACCAUCAUUAGUCGAGUAUUGUCACGCUACUUGUUCUUGGCGAAAGCAUUGUGGCUCAGUUAGCUUACAGGUACAUGCUUCAUGUCAGCCAUGACCAGGAAAAGUGAUGUGUGGAAGUAUUGUGACCAAGAGAGCGACAAUGAGUGACGAUACCAUAGCAGAGAUCAGUCUACUUGUAAUGGAAUUGGUGAUUGGAGAUCCGCUCUCAUUAAGUUUUGUGGAAGGGGAAGGCCUCUACGAGCUGAUGGCAUCUGUUGAAGACACAAAUCAACUACAGGAGUGCAAGCAGGUUGAAUUAUGUGUGUGUAGAAACUUUAGCAGAACUUAGGGCUGUUUUCCAGGGUUGACAACUGGCUGUCACCACAGACCCACGGAGUUGUACGUUACUGUUACUUUUCAUUGGGUAUUGAAGACCGCUGUCCUUUAGACAUGCAGUACCGAUGAAGGUUGCACAAAACUUAUGGGGCUUUCACACCAAGUACAAGUAAAACCAUCUAUUCGCGUGAAUCAACAGCAAUGUCAACGGUAAUCCCUGCCAAUUCAACCGGCGGUGAUCAAGUGAUAGACAAAGGGUUUUUUACAAUUUACCAGGUAAUCCGACCUCCUUACUCCUUUUUAUUCCAGUUUCAGUAAUUGAAAGAAAAGGUAUCAUAUAAUUCAGGGCACCCACACACCGAAACGAUCAGUUUUUCCUCCAUUUUAGAUGCAAGUUAACAACUAUCCAUUUUCAUACAUCACCCAGCAGCCUUCAAGCUGGGUAAUUAAUGCGACGAGAAUAUCCGCUCAAGUUGAGAUUCGCCCAAUUCGCUUCAUUUGCACCCCUAGAGUUGUAGGAGCGUCUAAUCGCGUCUUUGCAUUGAUUUAACAUGUAAUUCAUUGGCGCAAAUGAUUUUACUUGCGCAUAGUGUGUGGAGACAGUUAGUCGAUUUUUACUCGAUAACCUGUUCAUGAAGUGAUUCAUAAAGAUUACUCUAGAUGCCCAUCCCUACUCUGUAGCUAUGGACUACUGCUUAUUUAUUCAUACAUGACGUGGAGCCAAUAUUAAUUCAGUCCUGGCCCACACUUCGCUGGAUUGAAAUGAAUGUGAAAGGUCAAGUGUGGUCUACCUCACUUCAUUUCUCUGUCAUCUUAAUCAAACGUAAGUCCCUUAACUCACUCACCCUCUCCACGAAUGAAUGUGUUAGAGCUGCACGGGAUUGAUGAAUGUUAUUCUUCCGUUGAAACAAUCCUCGAGGUGCCAUGUUAAAUAAUGACCAACAGAUCUGACUAAUGAGUUCAGUUAGCGGCGGCUGACGUGGGAGCUUUCGUUUGCCUCUCUUACUUUGUGUGCUUGUGUGAUGAGAGAUCUCCAUUCGGAGGCAUGAUGAUGAUUGAUACAGCUAGGUCUCAACUUUUCCACCAGAGUCUCCACACUUCAUGAUCACUUACCUAUGGUAUUAGUAAGAUGAAUGGUUCUCCCUUGUCUGGAAGUCGAGAGGUAAUUUUGUCCUACGCUCACGUGAAAUUAAUAGGGGAGGAAAAAGAGGGGAGAAACACGGCUUAAUCCUGAUCACUGGAAAGUAAAAGAGAUCAUUUUUCAUGUUUGCAUAAGUGGUCAUGCUGUAAACACCCCCUACAGCUCAACAAGGUCUACAGAGACUUUGCAUUGAGAUGAGGGCAUUCAUUUUUUAAUCCUGGCUUAUGGAUAUAACAGUUGAAAAACACCAAUAAAUAACCAAGGCUGUACUUAUUACGGGUUUCUCAAGGUUUCAAGUAGUACAUUUCUUUCAGCCAUAUUCUCACAAGAGAGCAGGAACCCUAUAGACAGAAAAUAGUGGAGUGGCCACAAGAAGGCACUGAAGCACCUCCUCAUUCUCUCGCCGUUUUCCAUCUUCCAGGGAACAGCCGUGGCGAGAGAGCUUUCUAGUAAAAACCCUGGUGGAGUUUUACAAUGA
Molecule: messenger RNA, 15090 nt
Organism: Xyrichtys novacula (pearly razorfish)
Lineage: Eukaryota; Metazoa; Chordata; Actinopteri; Labriformes; Labridae
Source: the annotation of a GenBank genome assembly